Candida tropicalis MYA-3404 is the source of this 867-nucleotide messenger RNA. RefSeq names its product transcription factor TFIIE subunit. The record is from RefSeq and is a predicted model, not a curated record. The transcript has a single exon. Lineage: Eukaryota; Fungi; Ascomycota; Pichiomycetes; Serinales; Debaryomycetaceae. Gene Ontology annotation, biological process: transcription initiation at RNA polymerase II promoter. The coding region runs from base 1 to 867 and encodes 288 amino acids. Gene Ontology annotation, cellular component: transcription factor TFIIE complex.
AUGUCAGAUUUAUCAGCACAACUUUCUGCAUUUAAAAACAAGAUCAAAAGUGGACCAUCUGUGAUAGUUCCAAGAAAGGCAACCUUAGCCAAGCCACCAUCCCCUAUAUCAACCGUUUCACCAAAGAAAAAUGAAUCUACUAAUAAUACAAAUACAACAACAAAUGGUAAAAAAAGAGGAAUGAAUGAUUCCAUGACUGAAGUUUUAAAACGACAGAAACAAAAUUUAGGAGAAAUGACUGGAUCUCAUUUAUCUACUCAAUUACAUUUAGCAGUUGAAUAUAUUAAAGAACACGAUAAACCUAUUCCUGUUGAAAAAUUACAACAUUAUUUAGCAUUUGAUAUUCGUCAAACUUUAUUACCUUUAUUAAAAGAAAUUGAUAGAAUUAAAUAUGAUGAAAAUAAAGGUACAUUAGAAUAUGUUUCAUUACAUAAUAUUCGUAGUGCUGAUGAUUUAUUAGAAUUUUUACGUCGUCAAACUACAUUUAAAGGAACAUUUGUUAAAGAAUUAAAAGAUGGUUGGCCUGGAUGUGUUGCAGCUAUAGAUGAAUUAGACGCUGAGAAUAAAAUUUUAGUACUUCGAAAUAAAAAAGAAAAUGCUCCAAGAUUAGUUUGGGCUAAUAAUGGUGGGGAAAUGGGUUAUAUUGAUGAUGAAUUUAAAGAAUUAUGGAAUGAAGUGAAAUUACCUGAUAGAGAUGUAUUGUAUCAAAAAUUAUUGGAUCAAGGUUUGAAACCAACUGGUGCUGAUCCAAGUUUAAUUAAGAAACAACCUCAAAAUAAAGAUAAGAAACAAAAGAAAGCUAGAAGAGGUAAGAUUACAAAUACUCAUAUGAAAGGUAUUUUAAAGGAUUAUUCUCAAUUGGUAUAA